AUGGACUCCAGCAUUGAAUAUCAACCACCAACACCAAACAUGUUCUGCAAAUUAGAAGAAAAUCUAAAAAAACAAAACGACCUAACCACCAAGUCGUUGGGACGAAGAGGAAACAUUAAAAGACCAAUGAACGCUUUCAUGAUUUGGUCGAAAAUGUACAGAAAAAAACUCUUGAACAAAUUUCCGAAGAAACACGUCCAGGAAGUAAGCAAAAUGUUAUCGGCAAAGUGGAAAUCGCUUCCACCGUCCGAAAAGAAGAUUUACAUCGAUGAAGCUGAGAGACUCAAGCAGCUUCAUAUGGAGACAUAUCCUGAUUACAAGUUUUGCCCGAAGAGGAAGAACAAGGUGAGUAAUCCUACAUUGUUAAAAGAAGGAUCAGCCGAGAAGAUAAAGGAGGACCAUCAAAAUAAGCUACCGAUACACCCUGGAUAUGUGCAGCCUCACAUACAGAAUAUGGAGACAAACGUUCCUUAUCCGAAUGGCAAUACAUUGUUGGUGUUAGAAGAACAAUCAGCCACGAAGAUCAAAAUGGACCAUCAAAAUAAGCUACCGAUACAUCCUGGAUAUGUGCAGCCUCACAUACAGAAUAUGGAGACGAACGUUCCUUAUCCGAAUGGCAAUACAUUGUUGGUGUUAGAAGAACAAUCAGCCACGAAGAUCAAAAUGGACCAUCAAAAUAAGUUACCGGUAUAUCCUGGAUAUGUGCAGCCUCAUAAUAUGGAGACGAACCCUUCUUAUCUGAAUGGUAAUGUUCACAACCAGGCUUACUAUAGCAGUUUGAGUUGGGUGUUCAGUUGCUAUCAGACUUUGCAGGCUAAGUUUCCCACAUGUCCUUCAGCUAUGGUUUGGAAUAUGGCUCUCAGUAUGUCGCAAGGACAUUUGCCUUGA
Messenger RNA from Brassicogethes aeneus, 888 nucleotides. Lineage: Eukaryota; Metazoa; Arthropoda; Insecta; Coleoptera; Nitidulidae. The record is from the annotation of a GenBank genome assembly.